This is a messenger RNA of Ceraceosorus bombacis, 3423 nucleotides long. Lineage: Eukaryota; Fungi; Basidiomycota; Exobasidiomycetes; Ceraceosorales; Ceraceosoraceae. The record is from the annotation of a GenBank genome assembly.
AUGUCGCGAUCUCCCCCUCUUCCUUCUUUCCGCCCAGCAGCACCUCGCGCAUCUCCUAACCACUGGGCGAGCCAGCACGACCUUGCUCCUGCGAGAUUCCAGCCAAGAGCGCCUGCGCACGCUGCUUCUGCCACAGCUGGUGAGCUUUUAGCAGCCGGUAACAAGACUUCACAAACCACACAACGUGGGGGACACAGCUUCGAGCAGCCUCUUGUCCUUUCAUCCGACGGACACGAAGCCGAGCAGCAACCGCCAUUCGCAGGGCAUUAUCUUCCAAAUGUCAUAGGUCCGAGCCUCAGUUCCUCUAGCGAGAACGUUGCACGACAUACCAAUGCGCCAUUCUCGGUCAAUGAAACGGAUAGUGGACUACUUCAGCCUCCAGGUGGGACGGGCCGAGGACCAUCUGCGACCUCCGCACAGCCCGGUUACGUAGGGCCGUACGCACACAGACCCUAUCUCAAUGGCAAUGGGGCACUCGAGCAUCGGACGAGCGGGCAACAGAGCUGGCCGCCAGGUAUUCCGCUACGGCCAGACAUCGGACCCAGAGGGCAUGAGCUCCCGGCACACUCGCCCUCGAAUGGCGUGCCGCGAGCAAGUAAAGGUCUACAUAGAGGGCCUAACAGGUCCUCCUUCCGCGAGCAGUCUGGGCCCAACGCAGGUCCGGUGAGUGCAGGUGUGGACGCUAGUCGAACACUUGAGCGGCCAAAGCUGAGAACGCAAGCCGGCCGAUUCCUCUGUUAGCAGGAGGAACGACUGUCCAGGGACCCCAUGUCACUUGACUUGAGAGCGAUCAUCGCAGAGCGUGAGAGCCUUGCUGAACAUCUAGAGUACAAUGGCCAGGAGCUGGAAGCGCAGCGCACAAAGACAGAGGCCCUUCAGAGAGAAUUCGCUAUCGAAAUCGAGCAGCGGGACCUACUCGAGGAGCGGCUUGGCACGAUGGAGUCGGUAGCACUGGCAUUGCAGGCACGAGUGAGAGUACUCGAGACCGGCAAGAGACACAUGGAGGCAGACCUUCACAGGCUGAAUGAAGAGCAGCUGGUCGUGACGGCAAGGACGGGCCAACUUCACGAGCGCUGUGUCGGCGCUGAGGUAGCGCUUGCGAGGGCCCGGAGUCAAGGUGCAAACUCAGCAAAGAGUUUGGCAGCUGUACCAACGAACCAGGGUAAUCACGCAAGACUUGAUCGUUCCGACGAGUAUGUUUUUAGCGUAGCGCUCAAACGCAAAUUGACUCAGCUCGCGGAGGAUCGCCAGCGCUGCGCGCCCGCAUUCAACGGGCAUUUCACAGGAAGCUGGGACGUCGAAUCAGCCGACGAAAGCACCGUCGAUGCCACGAGUCUUGAAGAUGAGCGGGCGCUCGAUCCGCAACAACCGCCAUCAAAGAAAGCUCGUGCUUCAAGCGCCCUCAGUCAGCUGGCCGAGACUGUGAAGAAAAGCGACUCGAACGAAGAUUCAUCGGCAGCGCAGCUCGAAAAGACGACAGAUACUCAGAGUAUACGCACUGUCGAACAUGAUGCGGCGAUGUCGUCAUCCAUGCACUCGGCUGCCGAAGUAACCGAGAUCCCCUCAUUGCCUGCCGCGGUCCAACGUGCGCAAUUCGUACAUGAGCCCAUCGAAGAAGUCUCGGGCUCCUCAGUCCUGUCGACUCCACCCGGAACGCCAACGACAUCGAGGACUGCGGCACCCUCUUCCUUGUACGAGGCAUCAGAGGCUGCGCCGAGCCCCUCGGAGCAAGCAACUUUCGUCUCUGAGCUUUCCAUACCAUCGGAUGCCUCCACUGCCUCCUACUCCCCAAGCCAGUCCGGUGCAAUGUCAGAAAGCUUGACUGUGGCGUCAUCACGACCAGCUGGUCAUGUCAGCGCACCUCGGCUCACUUCGUCGCGAUCCCCGCGAAAAUCCACAGCUCUCUCUCCACGCCGCAUCGCUCUCACGUCUGAAGCUCGGGGUAGGACAAAUAGCGGGUCAAGCACAGCGCAAACUUCUUCUUCUGCGAGCAGAGAGUCAGCUGCAGUCUUGACUGCGCAGUCGCCUACAACACCUUUCGAGAUUAUCUCGCCAGAUUGGCUACACUGGCCAACACACUGGGACAUCAGGGGCGACUUUGCGGAUCGGCCACGGAAUGUCUACGGCAGCCAGAAGUACUCCCAGCUUGUCGAGUUUUUGAGACGCAAGCCCUCCGACAGCACAGGGCGGGCCAGUACUCUAUUUGCUUUGAAGAGCAAAGAGCUGCAUAAGCCUCAUCAGCAAGAUUUCAAAGCUUGGCUGCGUGGAGCGGUUAGUUUUGUCGCUUUUCAAGUGUGGGAAGACGAUGACGACGUGUUGCGCAUUCAACUCCUCAAUCCUAGCAUGCCGUGGCGCAAAUUUCGGAAUUUGAACGGACCCAAGCUGUCGAAGUGGAUUGCAAAUCGUGAAGCCGAGGCUCGACAAGCGGAGGCGGCCGAAGCAGACGGGUCAACGGGUCGUGGAGGAGGCAGUGACACCCCAAGCCUAUCGGAAGCUUCCACCUCGCAGAUUUCAGCCGCGGAGGGCGAAGAAGGCAACGAGGCAACCUCUGCGGACAAGCCCUCUUUGAGGCGAAUCAAGCUCAUUAAGGUACGGUUCUCACGAAAAGACUCGUCAGCCUCACAAACCCAAGCAAAUUCUAGCGCCCCUGUUCAUGGCGAUAGCAUCACGCCUACCGCAGUGCCUGCUUCAUCAGCCAAGGAGAGCUUUGCGAGGGUUCCAUCCGAGCCUUUCCACAACGCGGCGACGCAGCCAGUCAUCGCACCUGAGCCUGUUGAAGGUCACGCAAUGGGUUCGGUAGCAUCGCCAGCCGAGCAAUCUAUCCCAGGCUCGCAAACUCAGGCCGAUUCUCAGCACACAUCGGACAUGGACGUCGAUGUCGAAGAGCGUCUAGAGAACGACAACCGAUCCUCGCCAAUGCCAGAAGUCGCGGCUGUGCGCACCGCGACUGCUGAGCAUCCAGUGAAGCAAGGCGAACCGACCCGAGUGGCGCAAAUCGAGUCCAGACCAUUAAGCUUCGGUGAUCUGACUGCUGAUGUCGAUCCUCAUUCUAUCAGAGCUCUGUAUCCUCUCGCAGACAUCGUGAGAGAAGCACAGUACGCCCACGAAGGAUCAACACCUUUUCCUGGCAUCGGCGUCGACAGUCUUCGCAAGGAGCUGCAACAAAGAAUGGGCCCCAUCUAUUCGGUGUGUGGCUUGCAGGUGCAAGACUUUCAGAGAUGGGUGCAGCGGGUGGCAUCCCAGCACUUGCUCUUAGAAUGGUUGGAUCCUGUCCCAAACUCUGACAAUGAAGCCUCUGUGAGAUUGACAGACAAGGAAGAGCCCUUUCGCAUCGAAGUCGAGAACGAUGCGUACUUCGAAUACAUACAAGCCUGGCAUGAUGCUGAAGGUGAACCUGGCACAGCUUUCGCCUCCAACAUCUGA